AUGAAGGUCACGCCCACGGUAUUUGUCGCACUCCUUUGUGUGCACCAGCUGGUGCUUGGUCAAGUAUUGACCAUGUCAGCAUGUGCAACAAAUUGCACUGUCCAAUUGACUAGUCGCUUUACUUCCUGUUCGGGGAUCCAGUGCUUCUGUGAUGAUCAUAAGCUUGCACAGCUCGGCUUUGAUUGUUUCGAGGAGAAUUGCACUGUCCGGGAGGCUCUGGUCGGUCGCAACAUCACCUCACUCACUUGCCAGUUUCCCAACAGAGAUAGGGGAGCCGUCAGUUCGGCCGUAACAUUCACUUCUUUGGCGAUAGCUCUUGGCUUUGUGAUUACCAGAGCUAUUGUUUUUGGAAUCAGCAAAAUAUGGGGUUGGGACGACAUUGCAACUGGUCUUGCAACUAUCGUCAUGAUCGGCAACGCCGUAUGCAAUCCGAUAUCACGACGUUUCGGGUAUGGCAAGGACAUUUGGAGAAUACCAUUCAGUGAUACAAAUGAGGUGCUGAAGGUAUUUUUCAUUGGUGGCGUCUUCUACACAAUCGGAGUCGCACUUAUCAAGAUCGCCUUUCUAUGCUUCUACCUCAAACUAUUUCCAUCUCGCGCCUUCCGCAAGGUUGCUUAUCCGCUAUUGGGAAUCUGUUUUGUGUAUGGUAUCGUAUUCACAUUUUUGUUCAUCUUCCAGUGUAGUCCUGUCUCCUACACGUGGAUGCAGUGGGAUGGAGAGGCGGAUGGGAAAUGUCUGAACUUCGACCUGGGUGCUGUCAUUCAUGCCAUCAUCAAUAUCUUUGUUACACUGGUGAGCAUUCUUCGACUUUAUAGCAUGGUACAGUUGGAUGGCAGCAUGAACCAGACCUGGGAUUUCAUACCGUUUGGCUAUUUCACAGAUCUUGAAUUCAACGUCGGUAUUGCCUGCAUCUGCAUGCCCUCAAUUCGUGUUGUGCUACGUCGAUACUUCCCAAACUGUGGAUUGGCAACAACAGAAGGCAGUUCGAUGAUUGGCCCAAGCAAUCAGCAAGCACCGCGACUGGUCAAGAUCUCUGGGAAGAAUCUAUCAAGAUCAACAAAUCAUCGAGCCACCGCAGAUACAAGUUCAGAUCGAGUUGAACUCUACCCAUACAACCGAGCUCAGGAAGUAACUUGA
Molecule: messenger RNA, 1137 nt
Organism: Exophiala bonariae
Lineage: Eukaryota; Fungi; Ascomycota; Eurotiomycetes; Chaetothyriales; Herpotrichiellaceae
Exons: 8
Coding region: 1-1137 (378 amino acids)
Source: RefSeq, a predicted model, not a curated record